Anoplopoma fimbria (sablefish) is the source of this 5660-nucleotide messenger RNA. It is a transcript of the gene cfap74, whose product is annotated as cilia and flagella associated protein 74. The record is from RefSeq and is a predicted model, not a curated record. Bases 62 to 5086 code for a protein of 1674 amino acids. NCBI's taxonomy places the organism in Eukaryota, Metazoa, Chordata, Actinopteri, Perciformes, Anoplopomatidae. The transcript is spliced from 39 exons.
AACACUAACAAACAUGGCGGAUUACCUGUUGUGAGUGAGAAAAAAGUUACAUUUGGAGAAGAUGGAAACCCCAGAUAAGCGAGGUGAAAUGGAAGAUGUGGAAAGUCCAUCUGAUGUGUCAGACAGCAGUGGACUGUUGAGGGUCCACCUCAGCACCGAUGAGGACAGUGAUGACAAAGGUCCAGGCCAGGAGACCUUUGAAGAAGAAGAGACAGCCCUUCCUCCUGAUUUCCAGUGGUUAGAGGAGCUGUAUGAAGAUGACGAUGGUGAUGUUGACGGUGAUGGUGACCUUGAGGUUGCGGCUAUGAAUGGUCAGAAGAGGAGUAAUGCCGAGACAGCACGGAUGUUCAAGCUGAGACGAAACCUGGACCAGCUGGACUUGUUUCACCAACAGAAGGAGCAGGACGUGCUGAAAGCCAGAGAAGUGCUUAAACUCUGUCGUCAGAACAUUGAAAGUUUGGUGGAGCAGAGGGAUAACUUGGAGAAAGAGAUAGAGCGACAGAGAGCAGCAGAUAACAGUGUGGCAGUGUUUCGUUUGCGAUCCCAUCAUAAGCAACUGUGUCAAAAGCUGCAGAAUGAGGAGGAGCUGGAGGGCCACGUCAACACUGAGCUGAAGCAACAAAAACUGGUGCUGAACGAGGUGGAGGUGGAGCUUGGCAGGUUUGCCUCACUCCGGCAGGAGGAGCAGGUCUUCUGGGUCCUUAAGGACCAGAAGGCAGCGACAAGGAUGCUGCAGGAGAGGAAAGCCGGCCAGAACCUGCAGCUCAAGAUGCAGAAUCUCAGGGAUAAACAGGCAGCCAUGCUGAAGAAAGAGGAGGCUGAAUGUCAGAAGAAAGUUGAAGAAGGCCAGGCGAGCCGCAAGAUAGCUGCCAAGUACUUGAAAGAGACCAUUAAAAGGAUGCAUCGGCAAGAGGCUGAGAAGGAGCAGCAGAACAGGGAGUUACUGGAAAAGAGGAUACAGGCUGUCCAGUCACUGAAAUCUAACAUAGCAGCCACCCAAGAGAGCUUACGGGUCCAACAAAGCAGAGCCAAGGCAAAUGCCCAGAAGAAAGAGCAGCAACGCAGACAACUGAGAGAAUCCCUGGAGGCCCAAGGAAUCAACAGUAUCAGACAUAUGUACCAACAGAAACAACUAGAGGAGAUAAAACGAAAACAAGCGGAAUUCGAGGAGAGGCAGAAGUCAAAGAGAGUGGAGAUUGUGGCAAAAAUCCUUCAGGAGGAACAGCUGGUAAAGGGCAGAAAGAGGCACCGGGCACCGCUGCCUAAACCCUCAACCACUGACAAGUUCCCAUCCCUGGGAAGGGCAAGAGAGAAGCUCCUGCACUACCUGGAUCCCAGUCCCCCACCAGCCACUGAAGAGAGAGCCACAAUCCAGUUGAGACAAUUCAGUGACAUCAGCAGCUCAUCGUCAGACUCCUCUGAUGUUGAGGACCUGGAGGAAACCAUACACCAGGAAGUGGACCAUCAGAGCCUCGCUGACAGCCUGGCUGAGCCUGAGUUCUCUGGGCUGUGGGACCAGAACUACAAGAAGCCCCUGAAUGAGAAAACAACAGUGGUGCAGACAGAAGUGAAGCAGGAAGAACCGGAUAUGGCCGGUGGAAAGCUGAACAUUCCUGCUAAAAAGCUUCAUGGGAAAGAGUUGAAAGGUCCUCCAUUCAUCAGUAAACCAGAGGUCAUCCUCUUCAAGGACUUUGAAGUUGGGAUAAUGUAUAAGAAGAAAGUCGUCCUCACUAACAUCAGCUACAUCACCAACCACUGCAAGCUCAUUGGGGUCUCCGCCCAACUGAAGGAUUUCAUCUCUAUCAACUUUGAGCCUCCUGGUUCUUUAUCCACUGGGAUGUCCUGUGACAUGCAGGCUGUUUUUCAGCCUAUGAUCAACGAGGACUUGGAAGGUGAGGUCCGGUUUGCGUCAGCAGCGGGCCCCUUCUCUGUGCCCGUCAGAUGCACCAUAAAGAGAUGUGAUCUGGAGGUUGACAGCCAGUUCAUUGACUUCGGUUCACACGUGGUCGGCCAGACUAUUUCAUGGACCAUCACCUUGACCAACAAGGGUGCACUAGCCACCCUCUUCAGCCUGGACACCACCACAUGUCUCACUCCAGAAACUAGCCAUGCCCAGAUGGCAUCCCAGGUCUCUGCCAACACCUGCCAGGAGACAAGCAGUCAAAACACAACAUCUGACGACCAGAGCAGCUCUGUUUCCAUGGGCACCGGAGAACUCCAACCACAGCCAGAGAGUCAGGAGCUCUCGGAGGCGUUGCAGCAAGAGCCCCCAGAGUCAGAGGCUUCAGCUACAGGUCCAGAAGUUAUUCCUGAGAUUGCUGCGUCAACCGAUGUGCAUGUUCAAAUGGACCAGAGCCACUCAGACUACGGAGACAUAAGUCUAGGAAGUGUUAGAGAAGGGGAGAUUGGACCCUUUGAAAGCCUCAAACUGGAAGUUGUUUUCACUCCAACCAUUCCAGGAGAGGCCAGACUGGACUUCCACAUCAAAUUCUCUGACUUAACCAGCAAACCAAUACCCAUCCAGGUGAGGGGUGUUGCCGUCAGCGUCCCUGUAUGUGUGGUCCAGCCCAGCAUUGAUUUGAAGAUCUGCAUGUUUGACCGCCUCUACCAAGACAGUAUCAUGGUCCAAAGCAGAGCCAGCACAGCCUUGAAGCUGACCUUUGAGGUGUGCCCGGAAAUGAGGAAACACAUGGAGAUCCUUCCAAAGACGGGCUUCAUCCAGGCCCAAUCAAGCUUUAAUGCCCAGCUCAAGUUCCUGCCCAGAAGCUCUUUAUCCAAAGAUGCCAAGAAGCUUUUUGACAACGACACAGGAGUCCUGGAGGUUCCAAUGGCAGUUCAAGUAGCAGGCCAGGUGAAGCCGCUCCAUUUUACAGUCCAAGCAGUUGUGACCACCUCAGACCUGCAGUUCGACCGCACUGAGGUGGACUUUGGCUUCGGUUCCAUUCACCAGUUGGUGAAGAGCAGCGUCCGCCUCACCAACAUGUCCCUGCUGCCUCAGGACUUUGGCUUCCUGGGUGUUCCAGAGUUUAUUGAGCUCCAGCCUAAUGAUGGCUUCGGCACUCUGCUCCCACAAGAGACCCUGGAGAUAGAUCUGAUUUUCAGUGCAAACAAGGCCAAAGAGUACAAUUUCCAGCUCAGCUGCAAAUCAGGAAUUAACAGAGAUUUCCCUCUGUCAUGCCGAGCGGUGGGUGUCCGUCCUCCACUGCAGCUCUCCCAUUCUCUGGUUCAGUUUGGGGCCACGGCAGUAGGUGACCACUCCACUGCCAUACUUUACCUGAUCAACCAUCAAACCAACCAUAACCAGUCCAAACAGCCAAUCCCUCCAGCGGUCAAGGAGGCCAGGGCUCCUGUAGCACCCAGGCUGUUCUCCUUCACCCUACCUGAGGAUUCAGACAUCAGCAUCUCUCCUUCAGCGGGCGGCCUGCUGCCUGGAGAGAGAUGUCUGGUCCAAGUGACGUUCAGACCCCGACUGUUUGACCAAGACAUCAAAGAGGAGGCGCUGCGUCUCCUCCAGCGAGCCAAGUUGCUUGCUGAGAAGGAGCUGGAGAGGAGCAGACACGCUGAACAGGAGACUAAAAACGAGGUCCCAGUGGAAACCGGGAAAGGGAAGAAGGCGUCUGUCAUUCCAAAGAGCAGCCAGGUGCCUGAUGGCCCAAAGACAGAACAACUAACUGAAUCUCCAGAUCCUGCCGACAUACAGCCAGGGCCAGAGCAGUAUGAGGAGGCCAGGGCGUCUCUGCUGAACUCCUUCACUCGUCGCUACAGGCAGUGCACCGUUCCCUGCUUUGUGUCGGAUGGCGGCCCUCCAGAGGAUGACCCACAGGCCCAGCCGGCAUGGAGUCCCUUCAAUACUCUGUACUUGAAGCUGCAGUGUCCGGCUGUACAGCCUCCUCUGGUGGUCGUAUCCAACAAUGGAAACAAUAUCAUAGACUUCCAUCGGGUGGCAGUGGGAGAAAAAGUGAUCAAGAGGUUUACAGUUCAGAACAUUUCGAGGGAAACUUUGGAUCUGAGGUCAUCGGUGCUGGAUCUACAUGGUCCUUUUUCCCUUUUGAAUGCUCUCAGAUGCAUCAGACCUGGAGAAAAACACACUCUGGUUCUGGCCUUCAGUCCGUCUCUGGAGAAAAAGUGCCGUGAGAUUCUGGAGUUGUGUAGCCAGAAGAUGUCCCUGGAGAUGACUCUGUGUGGGGAGGGUGUGGUCCCUGCUGUCACCUCCUCCCACCCUGGAGGUAUCCUUGACUUUGGCUAUGUGUUGGAGAAGGAGAGCACCACGCACGUCAUGAAGCUGCAGAACAGCUCAGCGGUGGCCGUGGGUUUUAGGGUGCUGCUGGCCAGCCUCUCUCCCUCAAGGCUUCAGGGUGGAGCUGAUAGUGUGGCCUUCCUGCUGGGGACUCACACAGACUCUCAGGUCCAGCCUACUGUGGGAACCCAGAACUACAGUGGGUUGAGUGUGUUCAGUGCGGUGCCAGUAGAGGGCAGCAUUGCUCCAGGACAGAGCCUGGACAUCACUGUCACCUUUCAGCCUGACCACCCGUCCGUCAACUAUUCUGACAGACUAACCAUAGAGCUCAUGAAUAAGAGUGAAGUGUGUGUGGUGGAUCUGAAGGGUGCAGCUUCUUCAAACAACAUGUAUCUGAUUGGAGGAGACCUGCUGACGGUGCCCGUUGAAUCCCUCCUCCCUCCACUGAUAACUAGUCAGCCUCACCUCACAGCAGAGUCAGAGCCGAUGGAAAAGCCCACCAACCCUGUGCUGGUGACCCUGCGGGCCAGCUACAGCGCAGGAGUCAUCACACCUGCAGUGAGGGAGCUGCAGGUGGGCUGCAUCCGCUCCACACAGCCCAUUAAGAAGAGCGGUGAGUUUCGCUGGGAUAACGUUGCACCUCUGCAGCCGCUCGGCUUCAGUGUGGAGCCCAGCGAAGGCCCCGUGGAGACCGGCCACAAACGCACCAUCACUGUCACAUGGACCCCCCGCACUGGAUACAAGCCCUAUGAGGUAGUGCAGACAUGUUUACCUCUUACCUUGAAGGGGGAUGAGACGAAUGUGUACAGAGUCACCCUGAUGGCUACGGUCUCCUCCACUGCUGACUGACCUCUACGCUGUCUGGAUGCCGGCCAAUGUGACAUCUGCUCAAACACACACACACUGAAACAAAACACAUAGACAUGUGAUAUACUGUACAUUUAUUUGGCUAACAUUCACUAACAAAUUGAUCGUUUAUGAAUUAAAUCUAAUCAUUAAAGGUGGAAUUAAUGCAAGAAUUGUUGGAAUAUCUGAUUUGAACCUUUAUACUCUACAGUGACUGUUCCAUGAGCCCCGAGUUAAGUUAUGUUAGCAGCCCAUGCAUCUGGCUGUGGGACUUAAUUCCACCACCAGGGGGCAUAUAUAAUGCUGUGUUAUAUCAUGGCUGAGGGUGUGUCAGCUGAUGUAAGCCAGCAGAUGUACACAGUAGGCUUCAUACUGUAGCACUGUUGGCACUAUGUCCAUAAAGUGGAACAAGGCAGGGGUCACAAUGAGGCCAAAAAAAGGAACAGUCUGUAAAAUAUGGCACAGAAUUUGCAAAUAUGAUAUAGAUAUAUGAUGGUUAUCCUUAGUUUGGUAUAACGUCUUCUUGUAUACAUGUUAAGCCUAUUGAUCAGGCAUAGAAACACAUAUUGGUUAAGCA